Messenger RNA from Bursaphelenchus xylophilus (pine wood nematode), 2301 nucleotides. The record is from the annotation of a GenBank genome assembly. Lineage: Eukaryota; Metazoa; Nematoda; Chromadorea; Rhabditida; Aphelenchoididae.
AUGUCCACUUACAAUGCCUAUCGCCUGUAAGUUAGAUAAUUGCUGGGCGCCUCUCUUAUCCCAUUUAUUCCACACCUGAAUCCACAAAUGUACUCUUGCGGGAGGCUUAAAAUAAACCUCAAACAGACCUGCAUAAAGAGCUCUUGUCCUUCGUAUUAAUUUCAUUCGAGAAUAUACGAUAAUCUCGGGCGCAGCUCGCUGUCUCUGAAAAAGUUAUUACUCUUUUUCUAUCGAUUCUCUCUAACCUCAGGGUUUGGGAGGCUAUUUAUGGAGUUAAUGUAAUUUUCCAAGUUUCAAAAAGGCUUUGUCUUUGUUCCUCCCCAUUUUAUUUUAUUUUUGAUGUUUAUUUAUACUUUUUAGGCGAAAAAUCGAAGAAGUGGGCAAAAUGAAUGGUCUAUCACAGGACGAGAUUCUUCAGUCCACGAGAACGGUUUGUCAAGGGUUAGAAGCACUAAAGGAAGAACAUGAAACCGUUAAGAAUCAACUUCUCAACACAGCUGAAAGUUUGGAGCCUCAGGAAAGAAAUGUGGUGGAAGAAAAAGUUAAUCUUUUGACCAAGAACAUAGAAUCUGUCCAACUUGGAAUUGAGGAGGCUCACGUAAGUUACAUUGUGCUAUUUUUUUUAUUUUUAGGUGUCGUGUACGAAGCCAUAAAUUAUCUUAUUCUAGGUGAUGAUGGCAUUGGCGACUCAUCUCCAACACAUGGAAGCCGAAAAACAGAAAUUGAAAAGUCAAGUCAAGAGGUUAUGUCAAGAGAAUGCAUGGCUGCGAGAUGAAUUGAAUUCAGUCCAACAACAACAUCAGAUCUUGGGUCAACAAGUGGCACAACUAGAGGAAGAAAACAAACAUUUAGAGUUUAUGAAUUCGAUAAAGAAGUAUGAUGAGGAUCAAGUAAAUGAACCUCGAGAUCAGUCUGUUGAGCUUAAACAGGAGAACCAUCAAAGUACUCUCCAAGAGCUUGGAUUUGGACCUGAAGAUGAAGAUGAAAUGCAUGGAAACUCCAAUUUCGGUGUGAGCCAACCCACUCCUCCAAGUGUCAUGGCUGCUAGUGCUAGUGGUGGAUAUGAAAUUCCACAUCGGCUGAAGACCCUUCACAAUUUGGUAUGUUUUGAGUUGUUUUAUUUAAUUCGUUAAUGCAUUAAUAUUUUUUUGGAUUUCAGGUUAUUCAAUAUGCAUCCCAAGGGCGAUAUGAAGUUGCGGUCCCCUUGUGUAAACAAGCCCUUGAGGACUUGGAAAAGACCUCCGGGCAUGACCAUCCAGAUGUCGCUACGAUGUUGAAUAUCUUGGCUUUAGUCUACCGAGAUCAACAGAAUUAUAAACAAGCCGCGAGUCUUUUGAACGAAGCCUUGAACAUCCGAGAGAAAUGUCUGGGAGAAGAUCAUCCAGCAGUAGCCGCUACUCUUAACAAUCUGGCGGUUCUGCAUGGCAAAAGAGGGAAGUAUCGUGAAGCCGAACCUUUAUGCAAGAGGGCCCUGGAGAUCAGGGAGAAGGUGCUGGGGGCAGAUCAUCCUGAUGUCGCCAAACAACUUAACAACCUCGCCCUUUUAUGUCAAAAUCAAGGGAAAUAUCAAGAAGUGGAACAUCACUACAAACGAGCUUUAGAGAUCUACGAAUCCAAACUUGGAUUGGAUGAUAUUAAUGUGGCUAAGACCAAGAACAACUUGAGUUCGGCCUACUUGAAACAGAACAAGUAUAAGGUCAGUCUUUAAAGUUUAUUUGAUUUGCGAUAAUCCCAUUCCGAUUUAAAUGAGGAUUUCCAGGAGGCUGAGGAAUUAUACAAACAAAUUCUAUCGCGGGCCCAUGAAAAGGAAUUUGGACCCCCGACCCCCGAAAACAAAGUGAUCUGGCAAAUAGCCGAGGAGAGGGAGAAUAUGAAGGACUCAGAUCCCACCGAGAAUCUAGAUCAGAUCAAAUGGUUGAAGUGUGUUAAAGAGAAUCCUGCUGUUGCCGUGACAUUGAGGAAUCUGGGGUUAUUAUAUCGAAAACAAAAUAAAUACAACGCAGCUGCGGUCUUAGAAGACACGGCACUUCGAGCGAAAAGAGAGGUGAGCUAAUGCUGGGAAUAGCGAGUGUGAUGCACGGCCGUAGAUGUGGUAACAGCUGAAUGUGUAGUUAGUUCCCUUUUGCUUACUGUAAUUGCUUUUAGUUCGAUCCUCAAAGUGGUCCCCAGCCCUCCAUGAAUGAUGACAUCAUGACACAAUCCAUGAAUAAGAUGACCAUGAGCACGUCCCAAUCGAGUAGUGGCCUCAAGUCCCGAGUUAUGACUGCAUUAGGAUUUGAUAAGGACAAGAAUGGGCCUUGA